UCACUCGGCUCCACCGGCGCGUCUCGGCUGAACGUGGAGGCGGCGACUGAGUGGCAGGAAAAACACAGCUACCCUCCCGAAUCAGGGCGGGGGUUCCCCUUCACAUCCAAAGCGGCGCAUCGACUUGCCCCACGGACCAUGUUUGCAAGCUGUGCCUGUCCUCGGGCGUUUCAGUAGGGAUUUGAUUUCAUUUUCUUUUUCGGCCCUGCGGAUGUCGCGGCGCCCAGCUCUGCCCUGCUCGCCGAGCGAAAGGCGCAGCUAGACGGGGGAGGGGCGGGGACUUGUGUGAGAAAGAUCCGUGGCUGUGCUGGGUCUCCGGGAGCCAUCCUCCGAGGACCCAGCCCUCCUGCUUUCCCGGAGCACCUACGGCGCGCUGGGGCGUGAAGGCGUCCAUCCCUCGGCAACACAGGACUACGCGAGCCCGAGGCCCCCUGCCUGUGGAGCAGGGCUCGGCCAAGAGCCGGGGGGAUGACUCUGGAAUCUAUGAUGGCCUGCUGCCUGAGCGAGGAGGCGAAGGAGUCCAAGCGGAUCAACGCCGAAAUCGACAAGCAGCUGCGCCGGGACAAGCGGGACGCCAGGAGGGAACUGAAGCUGCUUUUGCUCGGAACAGGAGAGAGCGGAAAGAGCACCUUUAUCAAACAGAUGAGGAUCAUCCAUGGAGCAGGCUACUCUGAUGAGGACAAGAGAGGUUUCACUAAGCUGGUCUACCAGAAUAUCUUCACUGCCAUGCAGUCCAUGAUCCGUGCAAUGGAGACUUUGAAUGUCUCAUAUAAAUAUGAGCAGAACAAGUCUAAUGCCCUGUUGGUUCGAGAGGUUGAUGUGGAAAAAGUCUCAACGUUUGAGCUCCCCUAUGUAAAUGCCAUUAAAAUGUUAUGGAAUGACCCCGGAAUUCAAGAGUGCUAUGACCGGAGGCGAGAAUAUCAGUUGUCUGAUUCUACUAAAUACUAUUUAAGUGAUCUAGACCGAAUUGCAGAGCCCUCCUACCUUCCCACCCAGCAAGAUGUAUUAAGAGUUCGAAUUCCUACAACUGGGAUUAUUGAAUAUCCCUUUGACUUGCAAAGCAUCAUUUUCAGAAUGGUUGAUGUUGGUGGACAGAGAUCAGAACGCAGGAAGUGGAUUCACUGUUUUGAAAAUGUAACAUCCAUCAUGUUUCUUGUAGCUCUUAGUGAGUACGACCAAGUUCUAGUAGAGUCUGACAAUGAGAACCGUAUGGAAGAGAGCAAAGCAUUAUUCAGAACGAUCAUCACAUAUCCCUGGUUUCAGAAUUCCUCUGUUAUCCUUUUCUUGAAUAAGAAAGACCUCCUAGAAGAGAAGAUAAUGUACUCUCAUUUAGUGGACUACUUCCCAGAGUUUGAUGGUCCUCAGAGGGAUGCUCAAGCUGCCCGGGAGUUCAUCUUGAAAAUGUUUGUUGACCUGAACCCUGACAGUGACAAGAUCAUCUACUCUCAUUUCACCUGCGCUACAGACACCGAAAACAUCCGGUUUGUUUUUGCUGCUGUUAAAGACACCAUACUGCAGCUGAACCUAAAGGAGUACAACUUGGUGUAACUCCCAUUUUUUCCACCCAGCCCCAUUCCUAAACUCCCCCUCCUUCCCCAUUACUAGUACUUACCUGCACGCAUACGGGCGCAGAAGAAACUAAAAAAAAAUUAAGUAAAACAAAAGGAAUUAACUAAAUUUCACUAAGAGAAUGAUUUCUGAAGUCUGAUACCUUAUUCUUGAUUCUCUCCAAAAGGAAGACCUUUUAAUAUUUUUUGUUUUUAAAUUAUGGAGUUUGUCAGGAUUAUUAAGGAAGGUUUAAAAUUUGUAUUACUUUUCAUAUUUGUCUUUUAAAUUGCUCUACAUUUUAAUGCAGUUUGUACUUUAAGUCUUCAUCACUACAGUUUCCCAGUUGUAUUAGGCUUGAUUACCUACCACUGGACACUCUAACACCCAGUUCCCACUGGAAAAAGGUGGAUCUCAGUAUUAAGUGGGUAGGAGAAUGAUGGGACUUGUUUAAAAAAA
Molecule: messenger RNA, 2004 nt
Organism: Polypterus senegalus (gray bichir)
Lineage: Eukaryota; Metazoa; Chordata; Cladistia; Polypteriformes; Polypteridae
Product: guanine nucleotide-binding protein subunit alpha-11
Exons: 7
Coding region: 469-1548 (359 amino acids)
Biological process (GO): adenylate cyclase-modulating G protein-coupled receptor signaling pathway; action potential; phospholipase C-activating dopamine receptor signaling pathway
Cellular component (GO): heterotrimeric G-protein complex
Molecular function (GO): G-protein beta/gamma-subunit complex binding; guanyl nucleotide binding; G protein-coupled receptor binding
Source: RefSeq, a predicted model, not a curated record